AUGUCCGCAACCUCACACAAGCCCCUCGUCGUUGUGCUAGGAGCAACCGGUGGCCAAGGCGGAUCUGUCAUCAGAGCGCUGCGAGGAAACCCCAAGUAUCGUCUUCGAGGUACAACUCGCAAUGUCGAGGGCACGGCAGCAAGGGAACUGGCCAACCAAGGGGUUGAAGUUGUUGCGGCACAGCUAGACGACAAGGCCAGUCUCCUAAGGGCUUUCCGAGGCGCGAGCAUCGUUUUCGCGGCCACCGACUUCUACGAGACGAUGCGGACAUCGGACAGCUGGCAUGCGAUGAACGUCGAAUAUCAACGAGGUGUGAACAUCGCAGAGGCGGCUGUGGAGGUGCCUACCCUGCAACAUUUUAUUUGGAGCACGCUUCCGUCCGCCCACAAGCUAUCCCAGGCCCAGUUCUUUGUGCCGCACUUCGAAGCCAAAGCCAAGGUGGACGAGUUUAUCAAGUCCAAGCCUCAAUUGCUAGAAAAGACGACCUUCUUUUGGGUCUCUUUCUUUGGCGACAACCUUCUCAAACCAACCUUUCGGCCCCUGCCCAGCGGAAGGGAGAAUCACCACCUCCUGCUUCUGCCCACUUCGCCCGACACUCGCGUAGGCUUCAUCGGCGACCAGAGGACGAAUGUGGGCAUCUUCAUCUCGGCUAUCAUCGAGCAACGCGAACGGACACUGGGGAAGUACGUCUUUGGAAAUGUGGAGACACUCUCGUGGCGGGACUAUAUGGCGCUGUGGACGUCCGUCACGGGAAAGGCAGUUCAAAUUGUCGAAGUAACCGCCGCUCAUUACUGUGAAAUGUUUCCGAAUUACGGCAUGGAGAUGAUCUCGAUGUUCUUCUUUUGGAACAAGUACCCGGAUGCUGCGUGGUCAGGAGAGAACGUCCUCUCUGCUGUAGACCUUGGCAUUAAUGACAAACUCGUCGGUCUCAGGGAGUCUUUGCAGGCACUUUACCAGUAG
Messenger RNA from Exophiala spinifera, 960 nucleotides. RefSeq lists its product as uncharacterized. NCBI's taxonomy places the organism in Eukaryota, Fungi, Ascomycota, Eurotiomycetes, Chaetothyriales, Herpotrichiellaceae. The transcript has a single exon. The coding region runs from base 1 to 960 and encodes 319 amino acids. The record is from RefSeq and is a predicted model, not a curated record.